This is a messenger RNA of Physcomitrium patens, 986 nucleotides long. RefSeq lists its product as uncharacterized. Lineage: Eukaryota; Viridiplantae; Streptophyta; Bryopsida; Funariales; Funariaceae. The record is from RefSeq and is a predicted model, not a curated record.
GCACUUCAGCAUAUGACCCCGCUUCGCUUACAUUGUCAUUGCCAAAUCAUGCUUCUCGCCUUUGUCGUGUAUUCUUCUCUUCACCUGCACCUGUUCUGUAUUUUUUGUCGUGAAGGAGUUGAUCGUUAGUGUCUCGUUUUAGAUCCCAGUUUGUUUGGGCUGGAGCGGUUGUUGAGGAUGGAAUGGGUAGGGGUGCGACAGGAAUGGGAUCGUGGUGUGAAACUGCGCCGCCUCAGAUGAUCACUGUCGAGCGGUGCUCUCCUAGGCAGAAGACGAUGGAGACUAUCUUGGAGAGGAUGGCUGCGUUGGGUGCGAUGGUGGAGACCGCUCCACCCCGAGUUAUUGUUGUUGAGAAGAGCUUGUCCAAGAAGCGGGGCUCAUUGGACACAAUAGCCGAGGAGAGCAUAUCCAUGGCCGUGGAUUUGGCUAACGGGGCCGCGGUGGCUGUGAGACCUUUCACCCGGAAGGUGGAGAAUUCGUCGAGCAUUGGGUCUCUCCCUCAAAGAAUUACGCCAGGUUUUGUUGCUUGCAACUAAAUCGAGCAGUUCCAGAAAAUCAGUUGAUCGGAAGUCGAGUUUUUGAGAUAGUGAUCAACGUGUUCGGUUUGAAGCCGACGGCGCGCGUAUUUGGUGGUAAUGUCUCGUCGCUGCUUCAUCUUUCAUGCGCUCAACAGCUCGUCAGCCUAGCGCCUGGAGGACUGGACGCUACCUCAUGCGAUGCCAUGGAAAUCCGGAGGAAUAUUUGCAAGUGAAGCGUCCUUGCAUGUCCGUUAGAGUAAGACUCAUAAGAAGUAGAAGUUGGCUGCGGUGGUCUUCUUGGCUGUAGAAGCCGGCUGCGGUAGAUUAGUGUUAUUGAGAAGGGUACUCACCCUUGCGACGGGUGACCCUGAGGUGUACUAUAGAGAGCCUGGUGAUUUUUAAAUCACCUUGUACUUCAUGAGAGCUGCUCUCUCUCUUUAAUCAAAACAAAAUUUGUGCUUAUUUUUA